Patiria miniata (bat star) is the source of this 766-nucleotide messenger RNA. RefSeq lists its product as uncharacterized. The transcript has 5 exons. The record is from RefSeq and is a predicted model, not a curated record. Bases 105 to 602 code for a protein of 165 amino acids. NCBI's taxonomy places the organism in Eukaryota, Metazoa, Echinodermata, Asteroidea, Valvatida, Asterinidae.
GAGGCUGAAUCCACUCACAUCGUUGGAAUUCAUCGAACGAUAAUCAGCUAGUCAUCUUCCAUACCGUGCUGACUUGAAGAAAACCACCCUCUCCACGAUACGACAUGUCUGCUUUUACCUGGCUGUGUGUGUUUCUGUUGGUUGGGUUGCUGAACGCGCCCAUCAAAGGCAACAUCCCGCCAGCCGGCGGGGAGGUAGAAGAUCACAAAGAGGAGUCCCGUGGCAUUGCAUAUCACCCAGCGGUUGAUGAGAUAGUGGAACUGGGAGAAGAGCUUGGGGAGUGUUUGAUGUACAAGGACAAAGAUUGUCUCUUGAGUAUGUACGCUGAUGAUGUACUUGUAGUACCGGAUGGCCACGCAGCAUACGAAGGAAUUGAGAAUGUGGAGCAAAACCUUGGGUGGCUGGAGUAUGUUGACGUGAUCAAGCAUCCGGCCGAGCACAUUGAACCAUUGGGACCCAGCGGGGAUUACGUACUUGAAGUGCAUGCUCAAGACAGUAUACUACCGGAUGGAAGCCACAAGAAGGGAAAGACUACUCUUAUUUGGAAGCGAAUUGAUGGGGAGUUCUACGUCAUCUUUCAGAUGAGCAACGACGAAUACUAAGGAAACAUGUCUGUCCACGGAGCAACGGCAUAGCUACGGGGAGGGAGGGCGUAGGGGAAGGGGGGCACGCUCCUACUUAUUUCCCAUAAUUACCUUUUUCACGUUUUGUUUCACGAAAACACAGUUUUUCGCGAUUGGCUGUUGGUGUUAUCGUCCCAUGGAAA